AGCUGUGAAUUUUGUCAAAGCACACAUGGCAACCAAUGUAUUCACCCGGAGAGCCCAGUCACAUUGAAGAGCCAGCUGUUAAAGCUCUGAGUGGAUUGACAGCACUGAAGAUGUCAAUGUUUUGGGGGAAAUUUUGACAGCGCCUUAUCCCACUGCAGCACAGAAACGGAUCAUUGUCACAGAGACACGCCAAGAGAAAAGGGCACGCGUGAGACAGCUUACCAUGCACUGAAAACAAGGAAUGGAAAGCAUCAGUGUGGAAACAGACUGGGAUGGGUUAGCCCCCUCCUCUCUGCUCACCACAGGAAGGAACAACUUCUCUUCUCCGUCUUUGCUGGUCUCCGAGCUGAACUCCUUCAAUAGUUCUUACAGCGGGGGGUCCUUCUUCGGGAUCUUCCCUGAAAAUGGUUCCACCACUACACCCCACACGCUGCCCCAGCCCCGGAACAGGGACCCGGGCCUGGCCCGGGCAGAGAUCGCCGUUCUCGGGCUGGUACUGGCACUCACCACCCUGGGGAAUAGCUUUGUACUGUGGGUGCUGCUGAGGAGGAGGAAACACAAUGCACCGAUGCACGUGUUCAUGGUUAACCUGUGUGUUGCUGACCUCGUGGUGGCCAUAUUUCAGGUUCUUCCUCAGCUGAUAUGGGACAUCACAGGGAUCUUUCAGGGGCCUGACGUGCUCUGCCGCUCCAUCAAGUACUUACAGAUUGUGGGCAUGUUUGCUUCCUCCUACAUGAUAGUUGCCAUGACUGUAGACCGGCACCAUGCUAUCUGCUGCCCUUUACAAGCUUACCGCGGGGGGGCAAUGUCCCGCUGGAACACCCCUGUCAUGGUGGCCUGGGGUUUGGCACUUUUACUCAGCAUACCACAGGUGUUCAUCUUUUCUCGCACAGAAGUGUCUCCUGGAGUGUACGAGUGCUGGGGUGAAUUUGCCAAGGUGUGGGGCCUGAAAGCCUACAUCACCUGGAUGACUGUGGCAGUCUUCCUCCUGCCUGCCUUGAUAAUCACCAUCUGUCAGAUAAGAAUCUUCCGAGAGAUUCACAACAACAUCUACCUAAAGUCAGAGAGGAUGGUGACGGCUGAGCUGAAGAAAAACGAAAUCCUCUUCCGCUUCCACAGCUUCAAAAAGGACGAGGAGCGAGCGAGGGGGAGGCGAGCAUCAGGGGGCGGGGGUAGAGGAGGAGGAGGACAGGUUUUAAAGGGUGUAAAUAACAACCCUCACAAUAACGGUCAUAACAGCCAAGUGGGAGAGUGUUACGACUACGUGCCCUCCUCUGUUCAAUAUAACAGUUGCUGCAGUGAAGCUGCGACAGCAACAACAGUAACAUCACCCACACAGCAGCAAAGAGUGAACGGCUCAGACUGCCAGGAGUCAUACGCAUCCUUCGAGCAGGCCUCAGGCUCACCCAGAUGCUCCCUGGACUAUGUCCCACCUCAACCUCCUUCCGCCCCACCUCCAAGCAUCACUAAAGCCAUGUCCAAGACUGUGAGAAUGACCCUCGUCAUUGUGUUGGUCUACACAAUCUGCUGGUCUCCUUUCUUUAUCGCUCAGCUUUGGGUGGCAUGGGACCCCAACCCUCCAAAGCAAGAAGUGGCCUUCACCAUCCUGAUGCUGCUGGCCAGUCUGAACUCUUGCACCAACCCGUGGAUCUAUACCGCCUUCUCCAGCAGCGUGUCAAGAGAGCUGCAGAACCUGCUGCACUGUGGGUCCAGACCAGGCCGCCGAGGAUCCCUGCCGGACGACUCCACCACCACACACACCUCAACCACUAAGGACACCCUGUACUGAUAGCGACUGACAGGACAGAAGCAGGCACACACACAGAGGCAUGUUUGAAAAAGGGACAUGCAUGGAUGCACGUGCACACGUUGCAAGGACGUGCAACUCCACAGCAACCACCACCUCUGGUGUCAAAGCCUGAGAGCAGAGAGUCCUGACCUCCACCAGAUGUUUCCAACAACAAAGGACAGCUGUUCUGUCAACAGGACCUCCAUCUGUAAUCACCUGUCCUCUCCACCCAGGCAGUGAGGAAGGGUGUCAUUGAAGAUGUCAACACCACUUUAUGAGGGUAGCGUGGAGUUUACAGCCGCUGUCAGUGGGAGCAUCUGCGAUGCAAAAUGGCCUUGAAAGUUGCGGUUGAGAGGGAUCCUGUUUGUUGUUUCAUAUGAAAAUAAGUCUUGCCCUGCUUAGACAGAGCAGAGCCUCAGGAAUGCAAGGGGUGGAUCACUGCAUUAAUGGCCUUAUGGCACGCCUAAUAUACAUAGCAGGCGACAAAGCUAUGGAUGUAGAGAAAACAAAACAGCAGAGGGAGUGAAAUUGGAAGAGAGACACAUAAAGAGAACAAGAGAGAGAGAGCCAGACCGCUGCUGGACUGAGAACAGACAGAGGGGAUGACAUGGGUGUUACAGUGGAGGGAGCGUCCCUGAGAAGGCUGUAGCUGAAAUCUAAUAAUGUGAAGAAACUUUGUUGAAUCAAAGAUGAAUGCUUUGGGCUGUAUUUAUAUUUGCUCAGGAGGAAUCCGGUUCCAAAGAACAAUGGCGAUUUGUUUGGAAGAUGGAUGGACACUGACUCAGAGGAUGGUGCGAUGGAGUCCAGACACUGCCCAGAAGAGGAACUGGAAGAGCAUGGGUUAAUGCAGACAGGAGGAGGGUUUGGACCUGGAAGAAUACAAAUAAACAAUCCAGGUUUCCUCCUCGGACUGGGACACAAUUAUGUGAUUGUAUUCUGCUCAAACACAGCAUAUGAGGUACACAAAAGUCCCUUCCUGUCGUGCUCUCCUACAAAUACGAAACAGGAAUAUCAAGCAGAGGACACGGUAAAGAAAUAGAUAGCAGAUAUUCAACUGCAUUCCAUGUACAGUACAAUGAUAAACUAUGUAUUUGUGUAUGUAUUUAUUUCAAAUGUAAGGCACAUUAUAAUAAGGUGUAGAAGAUAAAUAUUGAAUGUCUAUCACACAAUUUUAAUGGUCCAAUUUCUGUAGGUGAGCACAAUCUACAAGAGAAACCAAAGAUUUUUUAAGGCUUAAUUCAAGUCUUAAUUGUAGAUAUUAUAUAGCCUCAACAGAUAAGAUAUAUAUAAAGGAUAAAGACAGUGAAUCUACUCCCUGUCAUACUAAGUGCCUGUGUCAGAGAAGAUUUAUACUGGGGCCUCCUUCACUGGAUUAAUCUCUGAAUGAUGUCAGCUGUGUUCUUGUAAGAUGCUGGUGGUAGCUCUCGUUAGAAAUGUAAUAUAUGUUAUAAGAGCGAA
This is a messenger RNA of Notolabrus celidotus (New Zealand spotty), 3247 nucleotides long. Its product is annotated as vasopressin V2 receptor-like. Gene Ontology annotation, cellular component: membrane. Gene Ontology annotation, biological process: G protein-coupled receptor signaling pathway; positive regulation of vasoconstriction; regulation of systemic arterial blood pressure by vasopressin. The transcript is spliced from 8 exons. The record is from RefSeq and is a predicted model, not a curated record. NCBI's taxonomy places the organism in Eukaryota, Metazoa, Chordata, Actinopteri, Labriformes, Labridae. Gene Ontology annotation, molecular function: vasopressin receptor activity; peptide binding. Bases 242 to 1789 code for a protein of 515 amino acids.